CCAGCCUUCUCGUCCCUCACCACCCCGCCACCCUCUUUUUCUCUCUGAGCCCUGGUGGACAAUGUCUAGUCUCGUUUAUCCCUCAGCGUUCGCCGCGGAGGAUCAAACCUCGGCCACCGCGGACUCUACAGUAACGGCCGAGAGCAAAGCCGUCGUCGCCCCGACUCUUUCAUCUGCCGCCCCUGCCGUUCAGUUGACAGAUGGUCUCGCAGCUUUGCUCUGCCAUGCAUCGUUUCUGGGGGAAGGCCUUCGCCGAUAUAAUGGCCGGCAGUCCACAUUCUCCAACCCACAGCACCAUGGACGUAUCGUGGAGAAGACCAGGAUUGGCGCGGGCUUGUCAUUUAUUGUCCAUCGUGUGAUCCUCGAAGCGUCUGACGGCCCGGGCAAAACCGUCGUCAUCAAGACGGUAAGAGAUGACCAAGACAGACAAGGCCAAUGGCAAGACGUCCUGCUCGAGAUUCGAGCCUUGAUGCACAAGCCGAUCCACUACCAUCCCAACAUCGUACGGCUCCUCGACAUCCGGUGGGACUCGUCAACCGACACUGGCUCCCCAUUCCCUGCCCUGGUCCAGGAGUUCGCGGCUUUCGGAACACUUGACAAGAUCCAGAAGGACCUCCGACCUCUUCCAUUCAGCAUCAAGCAGAAGCUGUGCUACGAUGUCGGACGUGGCUUGUCCAUCAUCCACGCCUGUGGCAUGGUCCACGGGGAUCUGAAGCACGAGAACGUGCUCGUCUUCGCCAAUCGAUACGCCGAGCCGUCGAACCAGCCGUUCACCGCCAAGCUGGCCGACUUUGGUGGAACCGUCAUGGACAUGAGCCGCGAUGGAACCGGCACUCAUCGUGUCCGCAUGCACACCUUCCCCUACGAGGCUCCAGAAAUCGGCGACAAGCUGUCGGCAGACGGCGCCAAGAAGACGGACGCAUUCUCUUACGGCAUUUUCUCUCUUGCCACGGCGGCACUGAGAUACAAUUUGCGCGGAAAUCCGGCACACAGGGCCCUCGACCGCGCUCUAGCGCGCAUGCGAGGUCUGGACGCUGUCCAGGCCCAUCUGUAUGCCGACAUCAAGGACAAAGCCAAUGCCGCCAUCUUGGACGACGCGGAGCACGAAAGGGGACCGCCGGGCCAGCAGAGAAUAGCCCUCGACAAGACAGGCUUUGUGAUUGGGAGCAUGGGGGACGACUAUGAUGCCCAGAUCAACCUCCCCGGAUUUCGUCCCGAUCUUCCACAUCCGCCCGCCAUGCGUGCUACUGGCUUCACAGAGCAGCAGAGUACAGCCAUCGCCAUAGUGUGCAGGGUCCACGAGGCGUUUACUGUUCAAAAUCCCGACCCUGAAGAGAUACGGUUCAAGCGCUAUCUCCGCUGGGGGAUUGAACGCGGGUUUCGACACUGCAUCGACGAGGCCAAGAGUCUUAUCGAGACUAGUAAUGCUGACGACGCCGCCAAAUCCGAAUGGAACAGACUCUCCAGAAACGCCAUAGCCAGCUACCGAAUGGGGACCAGCUCUACAGGGAUGCUCUUUUUCCGUGCACCGCAGCUGCUCGGCAACUGGUCCGUUAAACACAUGGAGGACCCGGAGCUCCUCGAGGCUAAAAUCGAACAGAUCCUUGGGCCCAGCUAUGGCUCGUGUCUCUGGAUAAACGCUCCCGCAGAAAGAUCGCCCGACGACCCAGCGAUCAGCCUCAGAGGCGAGGGGCAAAAUCGCUUCGACCGCAUAUACGUCAACAAGUGGGGCCACGGACUCUUGCACAUGGCUGCCUCUCUCGGGCGGCUUGAAAUGCUGAAGCACCUGUAUGAGAUGUACACGUGUGACCUCAACCUGCAGGCGCAGCGAACCCGGGACACGCCUCUUGUGUGUGCCUGCCGCUCGGCAUGGCUAGACUGCGUCCUGUACUGUCUCGAGAAGGGCGCAGAUCCGGACGGCCACGAGUAUACCGGGGACCCGCCGUUGCACUGCAUCAGCUCCUUUAGCUCGGAAGGCGAGAUGGAAGAGGUCGUGUCGAGACUCGUGCACGCAGGCGCCGAUUUGGAGAAGUCGUCGGAUCGAAAGAGGGGCUUAUAUGUUGCGGACUGGGACGAGACUCUGGGGCUGAAGGUGACGCCCUUGGGAAGGGCGGUUUUCAUGCAAAGUCUGCCAGCGGUGCGGGUUCUCCUAAAGCACGGGACGAAUCCUCUGGAGAAGAGGCCAGAGAUUGGUAUAUGGCUGUCUCCGAUUGAGCUGGCGGUGAUCUUGACGCUGCCAGAUAUCCUCGAGGAGCUGCUGGAUGCCCUCGACCGCACGAAUCCCAAGCAAGACCAAGACGUCCUGGACGAGUGUGCCAUGCUCGAGAUGGCACGCAUGGAGAAGCUGGCCGAGUUUGACGUUCUUUCAAUGCAAAGUAGGGUCGUCCGGUGCGGAGCUCACUACAAGGACUGGCUGAGGAGGACCAUGGCCAUAUUGAGCGCUCGCAGCCAGAGGCUGUCGAAGACUUCUCCGGCGCUCGCUGGUCAACAGCGGCAUCCUCCGGGACGUCAGAUGUGCGAGGAAAUACGCCUGGGAAAUGUCGAGAUUGUCGAGAUUCUUCUUGACCUGGGCCAUCCUGUCGAGGGUUCCCCAGGCUGCCGGCCUAUCGAGGUCGCCGUGCUCGAGAAUACUUCGACAUCUUCCAAUUGCUUACUAGCCGAGGCUCGCCUUUGUCUGUCCCCGAUCACGCCUCUUCUCUUCUUGUAUCUCCUGGAUAAGACCGAUGGCCCCGUUGAUCCUGUCGACCAGCCGUCACCGCUGGCCUGGGCUAUCGGCAGCGGUUACUAUGACCUCGCCGAUCUUCUUAUCUCAAGAGGGGCUGGGCAGAGUUUGAACUGCCUUCAUUCCCGAGCCGGCGGCGCGAGUGAUUUGAGCUCGUUGCUAGGUCUUAUGACGGAACAGCACAAGCCAGCAAACCUCCGAGGGGUCAAGUACCUGGCUGCCCUCCACAACCGCAAAGACAGCAUGAUACGGCUCUCACCUCUCGCUAUUAGGUCAUUUAACGGGAUAGGGAUAUCGGUCAUUCACACGCUCGUGGCCAAUAUGAGUGGACAAGGGAGUAGUCAUGGCCAGAUCUCCGCAUCCAUCCUGCAGAGUGUGCUCGAGAUGUUCCCUGACCCGCCAAGUCUCGGAGAUCUGUACGUCCACAAAGAAGCGACAACGCCACUUGGUUUCGCAGUCAUGGCCGGGCACAUGGAGGCGUUCGACCAACUCAUGGCGUCCGAGUACCGCCGAGGUUGGAACGAGACCAUGUACAUAUCGCAGGUAGAUACCUCUACACCACCGACGGCGAUGAAACCGCGGCAGCAGAAACAAGCGGACGGGGCGGCCAAAUCCGACGGCGAAACUGGCAUGAUGGCCUCGCCAUCACCACCAGCGAGGUGCCACCCAGCCUAGCCAUAAAUCUCGUCCAUCUUGCUACCAGAGUUCAGCGCUGGCACCAAUCC
Messenger RNA from Lasiosphaeria miniovina, 3447 nucleotides. RefSeq lists its product as uncharacterized. The transcript is spliced from 6 exons. Bases 62 to 3397 code for a protein of 1111 amino acids. Lineage: Eukaryota; Fungi; Ascomycota; Sordariomycetes; Sordariales; Lasiosphaeriaceae. Gene Ontology annotation, molecular function: ATP binding; protein binding; protein kinase activity. The record is from RefSeq and is a predicted model, not a curated record. Gene Ontology annotation, biological process: protein phosphorylation.